Messenger RNA from Neoarthrinium moseri, 753 nucleotides. RefSeq lists its product as uncharacterized. Gene Ontology annotation, molecular function: iron ion binding; oxidoreductase activity, acting on paired donors, with incorporation or reduction of molecular oxygen; heme binding. The record is from RefSeq and is a predicted model, not a curated record. The transcript has 2 exons. Bases 1 to 753 code for a protein of 250 amino acids. NCBI's taxonomy places the organism in Eukaryota, Fungi, Ascomycota, Sordariomycetes, Amphisphaeriales, Apiosporaceae.
AUGGCCAACAUCUCAUCUCAAAUCAUUGCGUCUCUAGGCGCCAUCUUGCUGGGUAUCGUUUCCCGUAAGCUUCUGCAGAUCGGGAGUCGGCCAGCGGACCUUCCCCCAGGACCUCCAGCCAUACCCAUCCUAGGCAACCUCCAUCUGAUGCCUGAUCAUGAUGUCAACUUGCAGUUCCAGAAGUGGGCGCAACAGUAUGGCCCGGUAUACAGCCUAAUGCUGGGAACGAAAACUAUGAUUAUUCUCUCGAAUAACCGAGCAAUCAAGAAAGUCUUGGACAAGAAAAGCGCUAUAAGCAACGACAGAAUGGAGAUUUACAUAGGUCAAAAGAUAGCCAGUAGGGGUCUAAGAGUCUUGAUGAUGGGAUACGGACAAACUUGGAGGAUGGUUCGGCGGAUCAUGUACGAUUACGACGCGGCCGUCAACCCGGACGUCUCGCAACGCGACCAGUUUGCGUUCGGGGCCGGGCGGCGGAUCUGCCCCGGUAUCCACGUGGCGGACCGGAGUCUCUACCUCAGCAUCUCGAGGCUGCUGUGGGCGUUUGAUUUCAAGAGGCCGCUUGAUAGCAACGGCAAAGACGUCGUUCCGGACCCUACACAAGUCACUCAGGGCUUCCUGGCCUCGCCACCGCCCUUCAAAGCUGUCAUCACGCCCCGAGACGCAGACCGCGCAAAAAUUAUCCGUCACGACUGGGAGACAGCGAAGCGGGAUGAUCUCGACCCAGAGACAUUGCAAUGGAAGGUUAGACAGUAG